Messenger RNA from Drosophila serrata, 2059 nucleotides. RefSeq names its product mitochondrial sodium/calcium exchanger protein. The record is from RefSeq and is a predicted model, not a curated record. Gene Ontology annotation, biological process: monoatomic cation transport; intracellular calcium ion homeostasis; transmembrane transport. Gene Ontology annotation, cellular component: membrane. Gene Ontology annotation, molecular function: calcium:sodium antiporter activity. Lineage: Eukaryota; Metazoa; Arthropoda; Insecta; Diptera; Drosophilidae.
UCACAGUAAAUCAUUGUGGCCUUAUGUUGUUAUUAUUAUUAUAAUUAUUAGUUAUUAUUUCAUUCUAUUUUACACUUUCACAAUGGCCACUAAACUGAAUCCUUUGGACGAUGAGUUUACGUUUUUUUGGGAAAGGGUAAGCUGCUUUGUGGCUCGCGAGAUUAUGUACGAGGAUAAGUGCGACUUUGUGCGUAGAGCUGUGGAUUGCAACAGGAGCACCAAUGUCGUCCCCUAUAUGUUUCUGAUGUCCUGCAAACUGCAGUGUAUCAAUGCAUUUCAGGAACAUUGCUUGUUGGCUCUCUUUGUGACAAUGUCCUUCAUGAUGCUGGCUCUACUGAUGCACGUCGUUUACAGUUACUACGGUCCUGCCCUGAAGACGGUAUCAAAGUUGAUCCACAUGAACGAACAUUUGGCCGGCGUAACCAUAUUGGCAUUUGGAAAUAGCUCCGCCGAUCUGUUCGUUCACCUGGCGAAUGUAAGGAGCAAAGUGCCUGUGUUUAGUGCCAGCAUUUGUUCGGCCCUGUUUGUGGCCAUGGUCUCCGGAGGACUCGUCUGCUACAUUAAUCCUUUCAGGAUGGAUGGCUUCGAGACAGUGCGCGAUAUUUUAUUUCUGAUUUUUGGAAUGUCUCUGGUCAAUUUCUAUUUGCUUCGCCCCAUGGAAGUGUCUGCAAUGGAGUUUGUUGGUAUGUUUAUGGUGUAUUUCCUAUAUAUACUUGUGAACAUCCUGGACUUGUACUUAAUGCGAAGGGAAAUCACAAUUUUAAAAGCUAAAAUCGAGAAACUUGAAGAAAACGACUAUAGCUUUGAAAAUGAAGUAAAAUUAUACUCUUUGAGACGGACACUAGAUCGCUUUCAGGAUCAUAAAUUGCAGAUAUAUGAAAAGAGAAAUUCUCGGGUGUCCUUGAAUAUAAUGGAUUUUGCCACCAAACGAAUGGCAACGUAUAAAAGAGUGAGCGUGAAUAUGGAGAAAAACAGGAAUAUUAUGUAUGACAUAAGACGUGGAAAAAACCACCGUCUUCUUAAAGAUUUCCUUUUGGAACUGAGGGCCAUCAAGUGCAGUGAUUGGCGAAAGGCCAAUAUGAUCGGUCGGGCCUUGUUAAUUGCCAAGGCUCCGCUCGUUUUAAUCUGCAUCCUCUACAUUCCACUAGUGGACUAUGAGAUGAAGAAGCACGGCUGGAAGAAGCUGCUAAAUAUCUUGCAUGUCGUGGUUAAUCCGUCUAUAUCCGUAAUGGUCUUCAGUUCAUUAUUAACCACUCCGUCUGACAAGCUCUGGUACAUUGAGAUGAAAAACGAUUACAAAUAUGGGGUAUACACUAUAAUGAUUACCAUGCCGUUUGCGGUGGUUAUCUAUUACACUUCACGAACCGAUAGACCGCCCCGUUACCACUGGGCAUUUGCAAUUAUGAAUUUGACCGGCUGCAUGAUACUGAUCUAUGUGUGCGCAACGGAAAUCGAUAGGGUUAUGGCAGUCGUUUCCCGUAACUUGGAAUUGGACGAGGAGUUCAUGAGCGCCUCUGUGAAAUCCUGGACAAAUAAUCUGGGUACUGUGGUCGCAAACACGGCAAUGGCCAUGUAUGGCUACCCAAAAAUGGCCUAUGCCUCGGCCAUAGGUGGUCCCAUAUUCACCCUCGUCAUGUCCCCCAGCAUUGUAUUGUUUGUUCGAAAAAUGUUAAACGAACCUGAUGAGAGCUCAACCGAAUUCGGAGAUUAUGGCCAUAAUGCCUUCUACUUUCUUUUAUUCGGUCUAUUGUGCACUUUGCUCUGGACCACGACCCUGGGAUUCUUUGCCCGACGCUCGAUGGGAAUAUUCUCGAUAACCCUAUACGUUAUAUAUAUUAUAUAUACCAAACUUAUUCAUGCUGGUGUCAUUCAUUCAUUCGGCUAUGACCGACGACUUAAGGCAGCCUUUGGUAAUCUGUAGCAUACAAUUGGACCUUAUAUCUUAAAUCUAGAGUGAAAACUAUGCUUUUUAAAUUCUUAAUUUAACAAAUAAUUUACAAAAUUUGUAUGGUGUUUAUGAAAUGUGAAAAUCUAUGUAAUAUAUGUGAUAUAUCGUCAA